UGCACAACCACAAGUGGUUUGCCAACCGCCAUUAAAACAAGAAGAAGAAGAAGAAGGUUAGGACUGAGGUCAGUGUGAGGGGGUUAACGUAACUGGGCAGUGUGAAACACAAGAAGUAAGAAAGAGCAUGUUGAGCAGAAUUGGACAUGUUCGCAGGUGUGCAGCCGGCUUGAAUCCCUUGCUAGGCAUUUUGGCCUCCAGACAGAAGCACACACUUCCAGAUCUGCCUUAUGACUACGGUGCACUAGAACCUCACAUCUCAGCUGAGAUCAUGCAGCUUCACCACAACAAGCACCAUGCAACAUACGUCAACAACCUUAAUGUUACUGAAGAGAAAUAUCAAGAGGCUCUGGCCAAAGGUGAUGUAACAGCACAAGUGGCCCUUCAGGCAGCACUGAAGUUUAAUGGCGGUGGUCACAUCAACCACACCAUCUUCUGGACAAACCUGUCACCGAACGGUGGGGGAGAACCACAGGGUGAGCUGAUGGAGGCCAUUAAGCGUGACUUUGGCUCAUUCCAGAAGAUGAAGGAGAAGAUGUCUUCUGCCACUGUGGCAGUUCAAGGAUCAGGCUGGGGAUGGCUGGGGUACGAUAAGGAGAACGGAAGGCUGAGGAUUGCUGCGUGUGCAAACCAAGAUCCUCUGCAGGGAACCACUGGUCUCGUCCCGCUGCUCGGCAUUGAUGUCUGGGAACACGCCUACUAUCUUCAGUACAAAAACGUCAGACCUGACUACGUUAAAGCCAUAUGGAACAUUACAAACUGGGAGAAUGUUAAUGAGCGCUUUCAAGCUGCCAAGAAGUAAAACAAUCACAUCUCUGACGAUAAUCUAGUCUUCUUCAAAACGCACAAACACCACACCACAUUAUUAAUGUCAAAUUUCAUAACCGCUAGUACAAGAAGAGGAGGUGUGAUAAAAACCAGAGCUCUUUUGUCCGAAUCUCUCAGACUCUCAAGUCACCAAAAUAAUGUGUUUGUUUUCAGUAUGUGUAAUUAAACCAUUAUUUAAACCAAA
This is a messenger RNA of Ictalurus punctatus (channel catfish), 1012 nucleotides long. It is a transcript of the gene sod2, whose product is annotated as superoxide dismutase 2, mitochondrial. The coding region runs from base 128 to 802 and encodes 224 amino acids. Gene Ontology annotation, biological process: superoxide metabolic process. The transcript is spliced from 5 exons. Lineage: Eukaryota; Metazoa; Chordata; Actinopteri; Siluriformes; Ictaluridae. The record is from RefSeq and is a predicted model, not a curated record. Gene Ontology annotation, cellular component: mitochondrion. Gene Ontology annotation, molecular function: superoxide dismutase activity; metal ion binding.